AAAAGGGCGCGGAACUAAAUGUUAACGUACCGCCUCUGUCGGAACUUUAUCAUGGGACACCAGGCGGAAGCGGUCCGCGGUAGUUUUUUGGACUGAGCUGUAAGAUGGUUGUGUAGAGUCCCGGAUAAAUAUCUGAGCUGUUGAAGUAACAAUGUCUGGAUCUGAGAGUUUGAGAGAGUUGAUCAUCGAGCGACUAACUGCUGCUGCUGAAGAAAUAUUCGGACUCUUUGAAAGAACUGUCGUCCAGUACGAGGAAGAGAUCGAUCGUCAGCGCAGACUGCUGGAUAUCACCCGGAAACCUGACAUAGAGUUACACAGAAUAGACGUCCGACAGCUUUAUGUCUGUGAGGGUGAAGAGGAGGAGGAGGAGGAAGUUCUCACUGACCAGCAGCUCUGUAACCAGGACAGGAACUCCAGUCUGGACCAGGAGGAACCAGAACCUCCACAGAUUAAAGAGGAACAGGAGGAACCAGAACCUCCACAGAUUAAAGAGGAACAGGAGGAAUCAGAACCUCCACAGACUAAAGAGGAACAAAGGGAACCAGAACCGCCACGGACGAAAGAGGAACAGGAAGAACCCUGCAGCAGUCAGCAGGUGGAACAUCUUGUACUAAAGCAGGAGGCUGAAUUCUUGUUGGAGACUCCUACUGCUGCUCUAACACCAAACGGUGACCAGCUCCUCUCUCAUGACUGUGUUGUAGCUGAGAGCCCAGCUACAAGAGAGAAAUUCUGUGGGAAAAGUCUCAUUAACAGUUCUCGUGUAACUCACAGAGGUGAGUCCUUCCCUUGCAAAAUUUGUGGUAAAACCUUCAGUCGCAAAUGUCGUGUAAUUCUCCACAUGAGGACUCACACUGGCGAGAAGCCCUUCCCUUGCAAAAUUUGUGGGAAAGCCUUUAGUCAAAAUGGUAAUUUAAAGGUCCACAUGAGGGUUCACACAGGUGAGAAGCUCUAUUCUUGUGGAACAUGUGGUAAAACCUUCAGUCAAAGCUCUAAUUUCAUCAGGCACAUGAAGACUCACACAGGUGACGGUUCGUUUUCCUGAGGGGGAACAAAUCUGUGGGAAGACGAGCUCUAAAAAAGAAGACAUCUUUCUAUUACAUAUUAUAGGAUAUAUCAUUUUAUAAUAGCUGUGUUAUGUAGUUGUAACCAUUAAAGGAUGUCUUUCACCAUAAGAGCAACAAGGAAAACUGUUUUGUUUGGAAUAUAUGACAAUAAGAAACUUCACUAAAUAAAAAAUGUUGAAAUUCUUUUCAAAUUACUGGUGUGUAUGUU
Mugil cephalus (flathead mullet) is the source of this 1272-nucleotide messenger RNA. RefSeq names its product zinc finger protein 391-like. Gene Ontology annotation, molecular function: RNA polymerase II cis-regulatory region sequence-specific DNA binding; DNA-binding transcription factor activity. The record is from RefSeq and is a predicted model, not a curated record. Gene Ontology annotation, biological process: regulation of transcription by RNA polymerase II. The transcript has 2 exons. NCBI's taxonomy places the organism in Eukaryota, Metazoa, Chordata, Actinopteri, Mugiliformes, Mugilidae. Bases 152 to 1042 code for a protein of 296 amino acids.